Messenger RNA from Staurois parvus, 294 nucleotides. Lineage: Eukaryota; Metazoa; Chordata; Amphibia; Anura; Ranidae. The record is from the annotation of a GenBank genome assembly.
AUCAGCUGUGUCCAAUCACAGCUGAUCAUUGAUGAUCAGUGUGGCCCCAGCAGUGUCAACUGUCAGUGUCCAUCAGUGCCUUGUGCCAGUACCCAUCAGUGCCACAUCAAUGCCACACACCAGUGCACAUCAAUGCCACAUAUCAGUGCCCAUCUGAGCUGCCUUUCAGUGUUACCCAUCAGUGCCAGUCAGUGCCACCUAUCUAUGCCAAUCAGUGCCACCUAUCAGUGCCAGUCAGUGCCGCCUAACAGUGCCAGUCAGUGCCAUAUAUCAGUGCCAUGUAUCAGUGCUGCC